Molecule: messenger RNA, 1959 nt
Organism: Thermothielavioides terrestris NRRL 8126
Lineage: Eukaryota; Fungi; Ascomycota; Sordariomycetes; Sordariales; Chaetomiaceae
Exons: 6
Coding region: 1-1959 (652 amino acids)
Molecular function (GO): protein binding
Source: RefSeq, a predicted model, not a curated record
AUGGCCGUCUCGAACAAACUCUACCACGAAACCGAGGACCUUGUCCUAACAAACCCUCGACGACGCUUCCGGACCAGCAUCCGCUGGCAACAUUGGCAGUUGCGUUCGCUUAUCGGAGUCGAUGGGCAGAAUGCCGUCUACUUUCCGGUCCAAGGACCCGACAGUCGAAGCUCCUAUGUCCAGCGGUUGAACACCAAGACUCGCGAGACCGAGAUUAUCAAGCGGCUAUCAUUCAACCCCAGGUGUCUGGUCGCGCGCAACGGCUGGGUGUGCUGUGGAGGCGAGCUGGGCAUCUUCAGCGCCUUUCGGGUCGGCGAGGAAACCACGGCGGACGAUGCAGGUAGACGGCUCGGUCUGCAAGCCGACGAUCGGCUCCCGCUCACCCUGGACCUGUCGGACGCCAAUUCUGCGCUGCUCGCGCAAGCCCGCUCCGAGAAGAAUCUAGUGGCACAGAGUAACGCUUUCGGAAAAGACAGAGUCAACUGCAUUACGCUGUGGUUCCCGCCGACACUCGUCGAGCCGUGCGAGGGGGCAUACGACCAGGACGUCGCGGUUUUGGCCCACAACGACAGCUCCGUCAUGGUGGUCAGCCUCCGGGAUCAGGAGGUUCUUGAUAAGAUUACAUACCCGGACUACAUGAACCGUGGAGUCGUAUCUCCCGACGGCCGGCUUCUCAUCGCCAUCAGCGACGAUCCGUACCUGUAUAUCCAUGAAAGAAAACAAAAGCUUCCGGUGACGGGCGCGCCGUCGCGAGUUGCUGAUCGGCCGGUAGGGAGCUUCGCCGCCUGCUUCUCAAGCACAGGACGAUACCUUGCGGUAGGAACCCAGUAUGGAACCAUUUCGAUAUUCGACGCUGCAGCUCUGGGCGUGCCGGGAGUGGACCCGCUGCUCCUGGCGUUCAACACGACGCGCCCAAACGCAGAAUUCGGCGCGGUGAGAGACAUGGCGUUCGCACCUGGCCCCGUUGACCUGCUCGCCUGGACCGAGGACCGUGGUCGGGUGGGCGUCGCUGAUAUACGCACGGGCUUCGACUCGCGACAGAUCUUGUAUCUCGAUCGGGACGAUGAUUUCGAGCACUUGUCGGUUACCGACCGGAGCACCAUCGACCCUCGUCUUCUGGAACAGCGUGGAGAUCGGGGCGAGAGUCUGUUGUCUAGCUUCGCCAACGCGCUCGAUACCUCGUUGGAGAGCCGGCAAAAUCGGCACUCGGACGGGCAGGGACCGUUGGCCCGUUACAAUAUCCCGCUGACCGCCGAGGAGACGGCAGUUUUGGAAGCUAUCCAGGACUACCGCCGACGCCAGGAUCAAUACAACGCAGGCCCCGCCUCGAACCGGACCGAUACGGAGAGCAGCGGCACGAGCAACGGAAAUGGCAACGGCAAUGGUGGAGGCGCUGGUGGGUCGAGUGCUGCCUCAAGAGCUCCUUGGGCCGAGAGGGCGGCUCGGACGGUCGAGAGCAGCCGAACGAGGGAGCGUACGGCAAGCGUGUCCCGGGCGGUGAACGAGAUGCUAGACAACAUCCGUGACCAGCGAGAGCGCAUCCGGGACGCCCAGGAUCGUCUGCGGGCGCGGGAGGACAGCAGUGCCGAGAGACGCCGGUAUGCAGCCAGCCCUUUCUCCGGAAGCACCUCGGCCCUGGGGACUGCGGGAUCCGGCACCAGCGGGCGCGGUUCGCUGAUAUCGCGCCUCUUGUCCAACGCGAAUCCCCCUUCCUCCGGCGGCUGGGAUAACGUCGAGGCUUUAGCGGCUUACAUCAUGCGCGACUGGGAGGAGAACCCGGGCCGGCGCGUCUUUGGGACCUUUGUGACGUCGCACUCCCGGCCCGGGGCUUAUGACACGGCGGGCCUGGCGUGGAGCGAGAACGGUGACACUCUGUUUGUCGGCGCCGAAACCGGUGUCUACGAGUUUCGUGUAAAUCUUUUCGGGCGGAGACUGUCUCCGAGCAUCACUUUGAGUUAA